GUGAAGAGAGAGAAGGUCCACAAGCCAGUGGAUGAUACAACAGUCGCACAAAAAGACUGCACGCAAUUGGAGAGCCAUGGCAAGAGGGUUCAAACUCUCGUAAUUACUCUGCACAUGGUCAAGAGAGAGAAAAUAAAGGAGGUAUACGAUGAGCUCCCCUCCGAGCACCAAGGCACGGCUGGGGACGCUCCUUCCAGCAGGAGCAAGGCCGUUACCGGCCCACCGGAAAAGAUGCCCCUUAUCAGCAGCUUCAAACAGCGGGAUGCAUCUCAAACCCCGGUCAAGAAAACUAUCAGGUUCAACUUCCAAAACCUGAACACUUUCGUCAAAAUUCGUGAGCUGUACUGUGCCUACGACUACUGCAAGUAUGGCUUCCCUCUCUCCAGCAUUCGUCCUGAGCUGAAAAGCCUAAAGGAGAGAGCAGUGGAGCCACAGGAAGAGCCAACAAAGGAAGCAGUAAACAAACUGCCACAGGCUCAGAAAACAGUAACAGAGGAAGCAACAGAUUCAGCCAACAAAAUCAAUGAGCCACAACAUCUCACAGGGAUCCUCAAGAAAGGAAAGACGGCCAGCACCGCUCAUAAAUGUGUGCGCUUUAACUUCCAGAACCUGAACACUUUCGUCAAGGAUCGUGAGCUGUACUGUGGCUACGACUACUUCAGGUAUGGCUUCCGUCUCUCCAGCAUUCGUCCUGAGCUGGACAGGCGAAAGGAGAGAACAGUGAAGCCACAGAAAGGGUCAGCAAAGGACGCGGUAAAGAAACACAACACACGACACCAGCAAACAGUUGGAGCAGCUCGCUGUGCACAAAUGAGUACCACUACUGAAGGGAAGUCUCCUAAAGGUAUCCUGAAGAAAGAAAAGAUGCCACGGUCCACCUGUCCAGGACAUGUGUGCUUCAACCUUGGUAACCUCCGCGCCCCCGUUAAGGAACGUGAGGUGUACCGUGGCCACGACACCUUCAGAUACGCCGCGCCGCUCCAAGUCACUCAGCCUCCCAACUUUACCUCGAGGCCUCACCAGCAGCCCGUUAGAUCCGCCUCUAACUCGCUGCGUGGCGCACCUCGGCACCUCGAGAGGCCGGCACAGCGGAGCAACGACUCCUUCCAGCAAAACAGUGGCUGGUAUGCUGCACACAACUACACCAACAGCCGCCACUCACAGCACCGCCAGCACAACGCCAGCAGCCACGUCCCGCCCAGAUACGAAACAAGGCAUUUCUACGAGGGACAGACACAUCGGGGCACCAACUCCCGCAGCAGAAGUCGUGCCAAGAGAGGCGCAAAGCCGAGUGGUGGCGAGUUUCUGUGAGCACCGGGCGAGUACACAGCGUCGUGAUCAAACUCAAAUGUUCAGCGACGUACAGGUGACGUACAUUCCGGGUGCAUUUCUCAACACCCGCUGAACAGUAACUGUCGCUGACUGGUGAUAACAGAGACUGAGGAGUGCCAAGAAGCACCACAAUCACACUGAGAGGAACGGCUCGCCAGCUGACUAAAAUCACCAUGCAGAGGAACGCAUCCCAUGGAACGGUGCCACUUCUACGGAACAAAUUGUUCAAGAGUGUCGCAUCUGUGGGGAGUGUUUGGACGCAUGUGUGUGCUUACAUUUCUUAUCUUAUAUUUCAAAUGAAAAA
Eriocheir sinensis (Chinese mitten crab) is the source of this 1636-nucleotide messenger RNA. RefSeq lists its product as uncharacterized. Bases 115 to 1311 code for a protein of 398 amino acids. The record is from RefSeq and is a predicted model, not a curated record. The transcript has 2 exons. Lineage: Eukaryota; Metazoa; Arthropoda; Malacostraca; Decapoda; Varunidae.